AUGGAGUUGCAUCACACAUCCCCUGUCAACAAAGAAUUUGAUUUACCAACGCUACUAGAUCAAAUUGUUGCACUAUUUUCAAAGAAAGGGAAUUCGGCAAGUAAACUAUAUCCUGAAUUUACUUACAACACCUUUACUUAUUCAAUAACCAAUCAUCAUUGGUUUGCUUUUCGCUUUUGUACCAUCGUUCUUCAAUCUCAUUCUUUAGUUAGUUUAACUGUGCGUGUCGCAUUCGUGUGGGUUGUAGUGGACAGCAUCUCUCGAUGUGUGCCUUUAAUUAUGCUGAUGAUGAUGCUGAACAUGGUUUCCUUUUUUUCCACUCAAAUUUACCAUAAAGCUCGCCAACUAUCCUGCUUUCAUUGUGAUCAAACCAGUGAAACCUCUUACGACCCUUCGUAUUUAAUUAGCUCUUAUAGUUUAUGUAAAAUGAGGAAAAUUGAGCAGCGUGUCCUUGCUCUUCAUUCUCAUAUCUACAGUGAUGAUAUUUUGCAUUUCAUUUCAUUUUGA
Echinococcus granulosus is the source of this 507-nucleotide messenger RNA. RefSeq lists its product as hypothetical. The record is from RefSeq and is a predicted model, not a curated record. The transcript has 5 exons. The coding region runs from base 1 to 507 and encodes 168 amino acids. NCBI's taxonomy places the organism in Eukaryota, Metazoa, Platyhelminthes, Cestoda, Cyclophyllidea, Taeniidae.